AUGGAUGUCUUCGUUACAAUUCACUUAAACUGGGGAAUGAUGUUCCUUAUUCAGACCACUGCUGGAAUCCUUGGCAAUACCUUCCUCUUUCAUCAGUAUAACUUCCCAUUUUUCACUACACAGGUGAUGCGACCCAGGAACUUGAUUCUCAAUCAGCUCAUUGUAACAAACAACUUGGUUCUUCUCUCCAAAGGGAUUCCUCAAACAUUGACCACUUUGGGGUUGGCACCUUACUUGGGGGAUGCUGGGUGCAAAUCCAUUCUCUACUUGUACAGAGUGGCCAGAGGUGUCUCCCUCAUUACUACCUCCCUCCUCAGUGGCUUUCAGGCCAUUAAGCUUCACCCUAAUACCUCAGGGUGGCUGAGCCUCAGAAUUAGUUCCUCAGAGUGGAUUGGCACCUGCUGUUUCCUUUGCUGGAUGCUGCAGCUCAUAGUCAACAUCCAUGUACCAAAUAUUGUAAGUGCCACACAGAAUAGUAAAAACCUGACUUCCAAAGGACUCCACAGAUACUGUUCCACCGCCGGGCCUGAGAGUUUCAUUUUCUUUGUAGCAGGAGUGAUUUUACCCCUGAAUGAUAUAAUGUGUCUGUUCUUCAUGGCCUGGGCAAGUGGCUCCAUGAUCCUUGUCCUACACAAACACAAACAACGAGUCCAGUACAUCCAUAGCCAUAACCUAUCCUCAAAGUCUGCCCGUGAAGACAGAGCCACACGGACUAUCCUGCUCCUGGUGACCAUGUUUCUCUCCUUUUACUCUCUAUCUUCCAUCUUAUCACUUUGCAUAACCCAGACCGAGAACCCAAGCCACUGGCUGCUAAACACCUGUAUACUGAUGUCACUUGGCUUCCCAACACUCAGCCCCUUUGUAUUCAUUUGCACUUAUUCUCAUACUUCUCGCUGUUGCUUCAUUUCUAAUAUAAAGGAAAGACAAAAUCCACCUACGGUCUUAGCAUUUUAA
This is a messenger RNA of Rattus norvegicus (Norway rat), 954 nucleotides long. RefSeq names its product vomeronasal 1 receptor 51 (gene Vom1r51). The record is from RefSeq and is a predicted model, not a curated record. The transcript has a single exon. The coding region runs from base 1 to 954 and encodes 317 amino acids. NCBI's taxonomy places the organism in Eukaryota, Metazoa, Chordata, Mammalia, Rodentia, Muridae.